This is a messenger RNA of Aspergillus udagawae, 525 nucleotides long. RefSeq lists its product as uncharacterized. The transcript has a single exon. NCBI's taxonomy places the organism in Eukaryota, Fungi, Ascomycota, Eurotiomycetes, Eurotiales, Aspergillaceae. Bases 1 to 525 code for a protein of 174 amino acids. The record is from RefSeq and is a predicted model, not a curated record.
AUGGAUUCUUCCAUCAAAUCUCAAGGCUACAAUCGCUAUGCUGUAGACUUCCUCUCAGCAGUGAACGGCCCCUCAUCUCCGAAUUACUCACAUCCUCCGCCCCAGUACACUCCUCGCGAUUCGUAUCCCAUUCCGCAGUCACUUCAGACCGCCAAGCAGAGCGAAUACUAUUCCAACCGACCGAUGGCCACACAGGAGUCGGCGAAUUCAAUUCGGCAGGAUGAGUACCAUCACUACCGAACCAAUCCCAACUUUUAUCACAACCGUGAUCCGCCUCUGGCAGCGGACCGAAAUGCAUCAAUAGCAACGCAGAACGAGCACCACUGCUACAAAAACCAGCCCGAGUUUUAUCACCAUCGACGUGACGGUUUAAAUAAUGCUUCGACAGCACCUCAGGGCAUACCGAUGGGGAUGCAAAUAGCUACGGCCACUGAGAAUAAACUAGGCCAAGUGGCACAGCAACGAGGCUUCUACUAUGCCCGGCCACCUCUUCCAGGGAAUGGCCAAUUUGUCUCACCUGUAUGA